This is a messenger RNA of Canariomyces notabilis, 2397 nucleotides long. RefSeq lists its product as uncharacterized. Gene Ontology annotation, biological process: galactose metabolic process. Gene Ontology annotation, molecular function: nucleic acid binding. Lineage: Eukaryota; Fungi; Ascomycota; Sordariomycetes; Sordariales; Chaetomiaceae. The record is from RefSeq and is a predicted model, not a curated record. The transcript has 6 exons. Bases 1 to 2397 code for a protein of 798 amino acids.
AUGGCGGCGGUUCCCACCGCGGCAAACGACACCACAAAGUUGUCGUUUGCGAGGGUUGUGGCCGCGUCGACGCCUAAGGGUCCCAAGCCUACCACCAAAACGGUUGGCUCGCCGCCUGCCAGAACUAAGCAGCCAGAGGAGACCACACCGGUAUCCACCGUCGUCCCCGCCGUGAUCCCCGCUGUUACCCCGGCGAGCACCGUGCCGCCCGGCCCGUCCUCCCGAGCGGAUGCUUCUCCGCCUGCGCAGAAUACGGCUAGCACUACGCAAGCUGUCGAAACAGAGAUUGUUACGGGGCUAAAAGAUCUGAAGCUCGAGACGCAAAUGACGCCCAAUCUCGUCGUCAAUGGCACUCUCUCGGGGAUGACCGAGAGAUCCAACAAGGCCAGCAAUAGCCAAACGCCUUCUGACGACACAUCUCAACGGGCAGAUUCCAAUUCCGAGCUAGGAACGAAACCGCCCAGCUUGGACGGGAAGAGCAUUACCUCGGGGACCACCUUUGCUCUGGAUGAGAAAGAAUCAUUGCGUCCCGACGACAGUGCCAGUGUCAAGGCUGCCGCAGAGGACGACGAUGCAUUCUCAAUUCGAGGCUCGUAUAUUGCUGGUUCCCGGAUGGGCUCGGACGUUGCGGCGCGCAUCCACCGCAUUCAGAUAGGGGACAUGCCUCCCCGAACGCUUGCCAUGCACCAUGUUUUGGCUGGGAGCAAGAGCCAGGGCGUCGCCACACCGCAGAGUGGCACUUCAGACAAGCAGACAACAACGGAGGCCAAGUUAUCACUGGUCAGCGGAGCAGCUGCUCCCGACGCCUUGGCACCCACCGGCUUUUCCAGUCAGAAUCCAGACGAAAAACUGUUAGAGGCAAUGCAGUCUCCGAAAGACCGUAUAUUCCUGUUGAGACUAGAACAGCAGCUGAUCGAAUUCGUUCAGGAUUCAAAAGAGCCCUACAUGGAUCUACCUCCGAGCAACUCUUUCUGCAGAAUGUUGACCCACAGGCUCGCGGAUUAUUAUCAUAUGACACAUUCGUUUGAGGCAGCAGCGGGAGCGGUGCGCAUCUUUAGGACUCCCUUCUGCAGGAUCCCUCCCUCCCUGUCGAGUAUCGCAGCAUCCACAUCGAAUAGCAGCUCGCCGGCCCCAGUUGUUAUGCCUCGCAAGAUUAUGCGACGCGGGGAGGAUGGGGAACUCGCCAUCGUGAGCGCGACGCCUUCCAAGCCAACUUCGGAGGUUGGCAGCGACUCCAAGGAUAAGGCUGCUCCAGCCAAGGAGAAACUCACGAGAGAAGAGCGUGAAGAGGCAUACAACAGGGCUCGGCAGCGGAUUUUUGGGAGCACCGAGAAAGCAGAGAAUUCUACCCAGGAGAGCGAAGAUGGUAAUGGUGUGUCCCGCGCCAGUUCUGUAUCAGCCAAGGAAAAAGCCACGGGCGGCAAAAGAAAAGCCAACAAGCAGCGGCGGGAUGACUCUGAAGGUUUCGAGUCACGAUCUCAGUACGUUGCAUGGUGUGGCCCUCAGCAGCCCACCUGGGCACCAGCAGCGCCGCAGUACUUUCCCGUCAAUGCAGCUUCGUUCAACGGCCAGUUUCAGCCGCCUUACCCCAGUACGCCCCAAGCUAUGUACGCUGCUCCCCAGCCAUUUCCGCCGCAGAUGAUGCCCGCCAAUGGGUUUGCUCCUCAGUACUCCGGGAUGCCAGCUUACCCGACACCACCUGUGCCGCAGGCUGUCCCACCCCCGCCGCCGCCUCAGCAGGCUUACCGAACUACCAAUCCUCCCGUAGCCGGUCCUUACAAUGCUUCGGUGCCAAGCCUGCCUCAACCAGCAUGGCCACAGCAGGGGUUCAACCCACCUGCUUAUCCGCCGCGGGCUAGCCCGACGCCUGCCGGUAUUCCUUACGCGUACGGGCAGCUGCCGGCCAACGCCAACCCCAAUGACCCAAAAAGCCAGCAUCCCAUCCCGGGCAGCUAUAAUCGCCAGACGUUCAACCCAAAAACGCAGUCGUUUGUCCCGGCCAAUGGGAUUCCGAUGCAGCAACAGCCGCCACCGCCGGCGCCGCCUGGUCCGUACGGCGGAUCGAGCCCUCGGCACGGAAGCCCGCAGUUCCACUCGCCUCACAUGAGCUAUAGCGGGUUCCAGCAGCCCAUGCCCCAAGCAGGUUUCGCGCCCGCACCGGGGCCGUACAACAUGACAAGACAGGGCUCAAAUAACUCCAUGGCGCAGUACCACGCUGUGCAGCAACAGCCCCUUCCUCACGGGCCUCCGCCACCCCACGGCCCACAGCAUAUACCCCCGACUGGCCCUAUGCAUAUUCCGCCCAAGCCUACGGGGCCGGCAGGAGGAGGGCAGUCGUUCAGCCAUUUGCCGAAUUAUGGAAAUCCUGCCACAUUGCCGCAGAAGCCUUCAACAUAG